Suricata suricatta (meerkat) is the source of this 6828-nucleotide messenger RNA. It is a transcript of the gene EPB41L5, whose product is annotated as erythrocyte membrane protein band 4.1 like 5. The record is from RefSeq and is a predicted model, not a curated record. Bases 199 to 2397 code for a protein of 732 amino acids. Gene Ontology annotation, cellular component: cytoskeleton. Gene Ontology annotation, molecular function: cytoskeletal protein binding. Lineage: Eukaryota; Metazoa; Chordata; Mammalia; Carnivora; Herpestidae. The transcript is spliced from 25 exons.
UUAAGGGGGCGGGCCGGCGGGAGGCUGGGGUCCUUGGGAGGAUUAGCGCUAGGUGGGCACGCGCCUCGGGCCGCCAUUUCUUGGCGUCUCUAGAGGAGCCGCCCGCUCGUCCGUUUCCCUCGGGACCUCUUCCCUCGCGCCGCCGGCUCUCCGCGCCGUCUUCGCCGCCGCGCUUCGGUCCCCAGCCCAGUGACAAAAAUGCUGAGCUUUUUCCGUAGAACACUUGGGCGUCGGUCAAUGCGCAAACAUGCCGAGAAGGAACGGCUCCGAGAAGCCCAGCGAGCUGCCACGCACAUCCCUGCCGCUGGGGACGCGAAGUCCGUCAUCACGUGCCGGGUGUCUCUUCUGGACGGCACUGAUGUUAGUGUGGACUUGCCGAAAAAAGCCAAAGGACAAGAGCUGUUUGAUCAGAUAAUGUACCACUUGGACCUUAUUGAAAGUGACUAUUUUGGACUGAGAUUUAUGGAUUCUGCGCAAGUAGCACACUGGUUAGAUGGUACAAAGAGCAUCAAAAAGCAAGUAAAAAUUGGUUCACCCUAUUGUCUGCAUCUUCGAGUUAAAUUUUAUUCCUCAGAACCAAAUAAUCUUCGUGAAGAGCUAACCCGGUAUUUAUUUGUUCUUCAGUUAAAACAAGAUAUUCUCAGUGGAAAGCUAGAGUGUCCUUUUGAUACGGCAGUUCAGUUGGCCGCUUAUAAUCUGCAAGCUGAACUUGGUGACUAUGAUCUUGCUGAGCAUAGUCCUGAACUUGUAUCUGAGUUCCGAUUCGUGCCCAUUCAGACUGAAGAGAUGGAGCUGGCUAUUUUUGAGAAGUGGAAGGAAUACAGAGGUCAAACACCAGCACAAGCUGAAACCAAUUACUUGAAUAAAGCCAAAUGGUUAGAAAUGUAUGGCGUUGAUAUGCAUGUGGUCAAGGCUAGAGAUGGGAAUGACUAUAGUUUGGGACUAACCCCAACAGGAGUCCUUGUUUUUGAAGGAGAGACCAAAAUUGGCUUAUUUUUUUGGCCCAAGAUAACCAGAUUGGAUUUUAAGAAGAAUAAAUUAACCCUGGUGGUUGUAGAAGAUGAUGAUCAGGGCAAAGAGCAGGAACAUACAUUCGUCUUCAGAUUGGAUCAUCCAAAAGCAUGCAAACAUUUAUGGAAAUGUGCCGUGGAACACCAUGCCUUCUUUCGCCUCCGAGGCCCAGUCCAAAAGAGUUCUCAUCGAUCGGGAUUUAUUCGACUAGGAUCACGAUUUAGAUAUAGUGGGAAAACUGAGUAUCAGACCACAAAAACCAAUAAAGCACGAAGAUCAACAUCCUUUGAAAGAAGACCCAGCAAACGCUAUUCUCGACGAACUCUACAAAUGAAAGCAAGUACAGCAAAACCUGAAGAACUCAGUGUUCACAAUAAUGUUUCAACUCAGAGUAGUGGCUCCCAGCAGGCUUGGGCUGUGAGAUCUACUCUGCCUGUGGUUCCUUCUGUACCCUCUGGUCCUGUGCUGGCAGAAAUAGAGAAUCUUCCAGUGAAUCCUGGAACGGACCAGCAUGACAGGAAAUGCUUGCCUCUGAAUAUUGAUUUGCUAGAUAGUCCAGACUUAAUGGAAACAACAUCCAUGGGUGAUCUCAUUGGGGCACCUGACGCUCAGGAAACACCCCAAGUGCCAGAUGAAGUUAACAUAGUCCCUGGGCAAACUGGAUUGGAGGAACCUAAAGAGGAAUGCGAGACACUAAAAGAUGCCUCAGAGAAGCUCAGACACCUUGAGUUGGAAGACAGUCCGCUGCUGUCCUCCCGUCCCAGUGUCGACAUCAACGUCAACAACCAGGAGGAGGUGGUGAAGUUGACUGAGAAAUGUCUUAAUAAUGUCAUCGAGAGCCCAGGAUUGAAUGCCAGGAAAGUGCCUCCUGACUUGAAGAGUAACAUUUUGAAAGCUCAGGUAGAAGCAGUGCAUAAGGUUACAAGAGAAGUUAGCUUGUUAAGUCAUAAAAACGCGAAUGUCCAGGGCGCUGCCACAAACAGUGCAGUCGUACAUGAGAAGAACGUGAUCGUCCCUGAAGAUGCUCUUGCUCUGACGCACACCACACCUGCGGCCAACGGUUCUGUUCUUAAGGAUACUACAGAUGAACUGGAUGCCUUGCUUUUAUCUCUGACAGAGAAUCUAAUUGACCACACAGCCCCACCUCAGGUACCUUCAACAUCCAUGAUCACACCACGGUGGAUUGUGCCACAGAGCCGUGUCCUUUCUGAAGGCCUGGCAGGAAGCGGACCGUCCUUGGGGAAGGAGGGACAUGGUAGUAGAGAAGUGGUGUCGCUGAUUUCCCCCCCAGCACCCUUCUUGGUGGACGCUGUGACCAGCUCUGUUCCAACGUUGGCCGAAGAAGCCAUCUUGAAGCAGAAGUGUUUACUGACUACUGAGCUCUGAGGCUUUGGCUCCUUCUCACCUACAACCGGAAUGCCCAACACUCUGCUGCCGUCUGUCCUGGAAUCCACUUCUGCGGGAAUGUGUUGGAUUCAAGAGCUUGUCCUGACUUGUGAGUUAAAAAGCUCACCUAGAUCAGACUUCAGCUCCAUGAGAAACCAUUUUCCGUCCAUCUGGAAGGGCUUAGUUACACUAUAUUUUUUACUAAAUGAGGCUAUCUGGUCUUCUACUUCCUGUAAUUGUAUUUAAGUUGUAAAUUCCUGAAUCAGGAAUUACUUUCCUGUGGUUUCCUUCAGAUUCUUGGCUCCAUCUAGUGGGUGUGACCGUUCAUAACCCUCCCUGAGCAGCUGGCUCUGGUAGUCGGUCUAGCCUUUUGAAUGGUAUUUCUCUCCCUCAUAUCAGGAUGACUGUCCUUGAUCUGAACAUCUGUUAGAGAGGUUGCCCUUAUCCAUAUGAUACCUGGAAAUCAGGAAUUUAGGACAUUAAUGACAUUAUGUAGGUAGAUUAAGGCCUAGCUUGUUUACAGUUAUCACAGUACUAAAGAGACGUUUAGAAUCCAGAAGACUUUCAGAUGUCUCCCAUAUUUUGACUGGACUGGCUAUCUUAAUACUCCAAGGUUUACAUCAAGGCUAAGAUAAACUGCAUAUUUUGUGUCAUGUUUUUUUUUCAGCCCUGCUUCCCUAUAGGAAACACCCACAGGCACCAGACACAUACUCUUAACUUUUCAGACCAGACAGCGACCACAGUCCUGGCCCCACACCGGUACCAGCUUGGACAUGGACUCCAUUUCCCUUUAAUACAGGCUGAAUAAAUUUGGAACUCCUAAACUAAAGAAAAGGAAACAAAACAAAAAUGCCAGGACAGAAGUAGGGAAUCGGGGCAGGGGCGGGGAGAAUUUUGUUUCUUGAACACCUGCCAUGUCUGAAACUACUCUGCUUGCUGAAAGAACUCCUGUCUCACCUUACGUUAGGAAUUUUGUGUUAAUUUUUAAAAAUCUCUGGAAGUUCCUCUUCACUUUUGGUCCCCCAUAAAAAUUCUGGAUAUGAAAGUAGUACGUGCAUGUAUAGAAAACAGCGAAGAUGCAAAAACAACCCCUUGCAAUUCCAACAUCCAAAAAAACACUAUUAUUUUAGCUUUAAAACUUAAGAAUGUGUAAGGCAAACUUCACUUGCUGGGAAUGAGCAUGGUGUGGAAGCCGUGCUGGGUUAGUUGUUAAUCCCUGUGAUCAAGGAUUGAUACCGACCUCGACCUCCUGGAAUUUGAUACUUUGUUUUUCUGCCCUGUGUUAGGUAUGUAACUGAGUGUUAAUUGAUGUUGCUCAGCAUAAAAGAACACCCAGCUGUGUGACCUAGAGCACUCGUGGUUUGGACUGCCCUGGGUUCCCGGAAGCACAGUCCUGUGCUCAGGCACACACACACUAGCAUCUGAUUAGAAAACUCAGGACUUUGAAUUGUGUGUGGUUUCCCAGGGAGCCGUCGAGUGUGGAAACACCUCUUGCACAGACCAGCUUCGGUGAAGGAAAGCAAGUUGGCACAUCUUGCCUCCUCGUAGCCAUUAUGCUAAGCCUGUUAAUUCCAUUGGUGGAGCUCUUGCCAAUUCUUAAUAAUAAAACACAUGUUUUCACAGUUCUCAGUGACAGCUAGAACCAGAGGCCUGGCCCGGGACAUGCUGGACUGGCCAUCAUCUCCAGGGCGUGGCCAGCGCCGUGAGUGAUAGAAGGUUCAGGUCCUGCCUGUGACCACAGAACGGCUAAGGCAUUACUAAUUCCGAAGGCCUCAGCUUCCCUGCCAGGUUAGGAGCUAGUGCCAGCCUCAGCUUGAACUGUCUAAAAUUGAGGAAUAAGUUGUUAAAAAUAGUCUGUAACCUGUGUAUUCUUGCUGGUUAGAAUAUUGAUAGACAUACUUAAAAUGUAUUUAAGUCUCAAGCUAAAAGGAGGAAAUUUUGUCUUCUGUCCUGACAUGAAGUGGUAAACAUGGAAAUUUAUACUUCAGUCAUGAAUUAGCCCGGACAGUUUAGGUAUAAUAACUUCCCUGUCAGGUCUGCUGCUGGCACCUUCCCUCAGAACUGCUGUGACACCGAUCUCGUUGUGCCGAUCUGAGAGCGGAGGGGAGAGGACUGAAGGGCUCAGCAUCCCUGUGAACGUGUCUGAGAGGGAAGCGAAAAGUCAGGCUUUGUGACGAGAGGGAAGGAGCAGAGUAAGGGAUUUGAGGUGGUCCUGGAUCGGAAGGCUUGGCUGGUCACAGCUGCGGUGGCACUGCCCACUGGUGACCUCCAGGACACAGUCCUCCACUACGAAAGAUGAAAACCCACCUGCACAUCUGAAUCCUCGGAUAAACCAACUAGAGCUCAGAUCCUCAGAUGAGCUGAAGUAGCCCCCGUGGCUACUUAAUGACGCUAGUUGGGCAGGAAGUUGUUCUGUAUGUAGAAAGAGGUUCCUAUGCACCUUAGUAAACAUAGCUAAAAAGAAACAUUGGUAAUGUUAUAAUUAAGGCAGGCGUUGAAAAAAGAGGAGGAACAAUACUUUAUUUGAGCGCUCCGGCCAGAAAGCUGUUCGCACUCUUCCGUUGGAAAGGCGCUGGGAGGUGAUUUGUGGCUGAGGCAACAGACCCAGAUUGGCGACGAAUAGCAGGAGGCUGUUAGCCACAGGCUCAGCUCCUCCGCGGGCACAUUCUUCCCCAACUUUCCAGUUCCAGAUUCGACUCCAGUCACUCAUUAGGCUCAGCUGGGAAGGGAGUUGUGCCUACGAGGUGUCCCGGGGCCGCUGCCCCAUCUCCAGGCUUGCCGUGCGUCCCGCUCUAGGGACACUGAGUACAGAGCCACGCAGCAGGUGCUGCUGCCGGCCUCGGGAGAGCAGAAAGGACAGGACUCUCGGGUCAGGCCAUGUGACAGCCCGGGUGGGGAAGGGAGAGGUGGCAGGGCGCUCAAAGUGAGACUGGGAGGCUUCAGCUUUCUGCCCUCAACUCUUCUUCAGAACCUGUAGAGUGAUAAAUGAGACCUUGUCUCUCCCUCCUGUCACAGGGUCCCCUGUGGAGACCCUGGCGCAGGGCGCAUUGCUCGCCUACGCUCGCCCUUCCAGAAGCUCUGCGGAGCGACGGAAUGAGCAGGUUCCUUUGAGCCUGAUAAAUUCAGACCUUCCCUGAACAGCUUUCUUAAGAUGUUGAUAUGUUGUGGGGGAAAUUCCAUUUAAAAGUAUUUCUUACAGCCUGCUGUUUGCACCUUCAUCUGCUUUUCUACCAUCACAGAUGUUCUGUGGACACUUGAGGACGAAGGCCCUGGGUUGUACCUGGCAUCUUGACUGCUUGUUCUUGUGUGUCACCCAGUUUGGGCUAAAACCAGUGCCUCUGUCUUACAUAAGUUCUUGUGUCGCUUCAGAGGCCUUUUUAGGACAGAAUUAUUUUUCAGUCACUUGCAUAGAGAAAAAUCGCCCAUAUUUUUCUAUAAGGGUCCUGAGAAGCCUUCUCACUGAGCAGGGCUGGGCAAAGGUUUUCUGUGAAGAGCAGAGAUAAUACCUCACUGCUCAGCUGUGCUGUUGCACAGAAGCACCAAGACAAGAGCAGAUGCGUGGGCCACUGUGUUCCGGGAGGUUCAUUUACAGAAACAGAUGCCACUUCCAACUCCAGGCUUCAUGGCAGGGCAGAGUGGCUCCCUGGGGUCAGCCAAGCGUUCCGAUAGAUCCUCCAGCAUCAGCUGCCCCUGCGGGGCACCCAACAUGUCCGGAUGUUGGCGUCCUCAUCUGCACAGGGACAGGGCGCGGUCAUGGGCCUCCCAGUUCUGGGUGUCUGUGAGGCCUCACCGCUUUCUCAUUAAUCUUGCCUGCAGCCUUUUGGUUGCUUGGAAACCUGGAAUCUUCUGCAGACUGAAGAAUGUACAUUUCUAUAUUAUUUGGCCUUCUUUCCUCUCAAAAAUUUAAACACUCUGGUUUUUGGAUGAUCCGACGAAAAUUGGAAGCUCUUCCUAUCUAUCAGCCUUCAAGGUGAGGACAUUUGUUUGGAUUAUAGAAAUGUGUCCUGAGCCUGAGUCUGCUGUGUGAACAUGUGCUUGAGCUGGAGUUAUUCCACUUUCAGGAGAGGCUACGUGAGUCUCUUUAUCACAUUGCUUGAGACAGUCAUUCAGUCACUUCCCAGGAUUGGUUUUUAUCAGCGAGGUGGUUUCCUACAGACCCCUUGCUCUCUUUAUUUUCACAAAUAAAUUUUCUUACCUGGGUAUGAUAGACAGUUUAAAGGACCUCACUAACUAUUUUGUGUUUACUUUUUAUAUGUGUAAAGCUUUGCAGUAGCUUUUGAAGUAUAAUUUAUUUUUGUAUCAAGUGCACUAUUCAUCCGUUGUGUCCCACAGCUGUACAUCCCAUCUUAGAAGCACUGCCCUGAACUGAGUUGUUUGUAUCCUGACGUGACAGCCGUAGAUGUGACCACAAAUAAAGCUUUUGUGAAACAC